ACAUUCCACAACAACAACCUCAAGGUAAGUGUAAAUUAAGAAAAUCAUAAUAAAUCGCCGCUAACCCUGUUGCCUGAACUAAUCACAGGUUCACCUGUCAUGGCCCGCGAGUACUGGCUUGGCUUCGAAAUUUGAAUUAAUCGCUGGCGUCAUGCAACGCGACUAAUGAGCUUCCCAGUACUUACGAGUCCAAGGUCACGACAAAAGUGUCGCAGGGGUCGAGUGUCAAUUGGUCGCCGUCGAUGGACAUUGGACAUUCGCGAAAUGAUCGAGGCGUUAGUAUGUAUUCCAUGCUCCAAUUCUCCAACGAGGGUUAAACGGUGGGGCCAUCUUCAAUCCGGACCCCGAAGUGUUCGAAUUUAGAACAUGAGUUCAG
Chilo suppressalis (striped riceborer) is the source of this 376-nucleotide messenger RNA. Lineage: Eukaryota; Metazoa; Arthropoda; Insecta; Lepidoptera; Crambidae. The record is from the annotation of a GenBank genome assembly.